This is a messenger RNA of Didymodactylos carnosus, 2211 nucleotides long. The record is from the annotation of a GenBank genome assembly. NCBI's taxonomy places the organism in Eukaryota, Metazoa, Rotifera, Eurotatoria, Philodinida, Philodinidae.
AUGUACAGCCUUUUAUCGCGUAAUCUCGGACAAGCACUUCGUGAAGUCGGUCAUCGUGUUCGUCUAGCAACACACAAUACAUUUCGUAAAUUUGUCCGUGACAAUGGUCUAGAUUUUUUCCCACUGGCUGGUGAUCCAGCCGAAUUAAUGUCUUUCAUGGUUAAAAACUCAGGUAUAAUACCUUCAGUGAGUAGUCUCGCUGCAGGAGAUCUUGCAAAAAAUCGUGAUGUUUUAACGAAAAUUCUUGCAUCGACUUGGCUUGCAUGUACGAGUGAAGACGAUGAAACUGGAGAUACAUUUACCGCUGAAGCCAUCAUUGCUAACCCACCAUCUUUUGGUCAUAUUCAUUGUGCACAAAAGUUAAGAAUUCCUUUGCACAUUAUGUUUACUAUGCCAUGGUCACCCACAACGGCUUUUCCACAUCCGUUAGUUAAUGUUGAUUAUUCAAAAGCAUCUAUCGAAAAAGUUAAUAUGUUAUCUUAUAGUACCAUUGAAAUGUUUACUUGGUCGUGCAUGCGUGAUAUUGUGAAUAAAUUUCGCAAAGAGACGUUAGGUCUUCCAGCGUUACAUACACGCCAAGCAACAUUUAUCAUGAUUGAUGAACGCGUACCUUAUACUUACUGUUGGUCGCCAACACUCGUACCAAAACCGAAUGACUGGGCAUCGCAUAUCAAUGUUUCAGGCUUUUUCUUUUUGAAGCACGAUGCUACUGCUGCCAGUAAGCAACCGGAUGAUCUACUCAAAUUUCUUGGUCUUAAUCGUACUCAAAAUGAUCAAAACUCCUCACCGCCCAUCUAUAUUGGCUUUGGUUCGAUUACAGGACAUGAUUCUACUCGUCUUCUAAAAAUCGUACUUGAAGCUCUCGAAGAGACUGGUUAUCGUGCUUUACUUUCUGGCCUUGCUAAAGAUAGUGAUGAAUUACCCGAUACUGUCUUUAAAAUCGGCAAUGUCCCACAUGAGUGGUUGUUCCAACAUGUAUCCGCCGUAUGUCAUCAUGGUGGAGCGGGUACAACUGCAUCUGGUCUUCGCGCUGGCAAACCUACAAUCGUUGUUCCCUUUUUUGGAGAUCAAUUUUUUUGGGGCAAUGUUGUUGAAAAGAAUGGUGCCGGUCCUCAUCCAGUUCCAGGAAAAGAUAUAACUACGAAAGAUUUGGUGGAAGCUUUUAAAUUAGUUCAUGAACAAAAAACCAGAGCUGCUGCUGAACGUAUUCGUGACGCUAUAUUAAAAGAAGAUGGAUGUGGUGAGGCGGUACGUAUGUUUCAUGCUCAUCUACCCCUAUCACAUCUACGAAGUGAUCUUGAACCAACAUUUGCUGCAUGUUAUCGCUUGAAUAAGUUACAUUUACAAAUUUCACGGCGUGUAGCACAAGUACUUGUUGUAGCAGGUCGUAUAGAAGAAUCACAAUUACUCAUACAUCCUACUCAAAAAUGGCUUUCAAUUCAUGAUAAUCGCAUCCAUAUACCAUUGCAUGGUAUUGUAAAGCAUACUCGAAUAGCCGUCGUGGAUAUUAUUUCCGACACUUCUACGGGUGUCAAACGAGCUAUUCAUUGUGAAAAUUGGAAAAGUGGUACAUGUAGUGUUGUCGAGGGUGUAUUCAAAGGUUUAGGUAAAGGUAUUGGUCAUUUAUGCAUUGGUUGUUUGUCAUUAUAUGGAGAAUUAACUGAUGUAUUAGAUUGUGCUCCUUCAGUUUAUGAUCCAUACAGUGCGUCAGAAAUUCGUUCUCGACCAUAUAUUAUCAAUUUCAAAUCGGGUGUCAAUGCAGCUAUACUCUCUUUAUGCUAUGGAUGGAAAGAUGGGAUUACCGAUCUUGUCAAUACACCACGCAUUGCCUAUCAACGUCAUGGAAAAUUAGGUAGUGUGGCCGGAACAUUAGUGGCUCUCGCUAACGGCAUAGUAAAACCUGCAGUAGGAACCCUUUCAUCAGUCACAUGGUUGUGUCGGGGCCUCUAUGCAUCUCUAAAUCAGUUUUUGGUAGGCGACAAAGGUGAGGAAGCAUGUACUAACAAUACACUUGGUCUUGUUUCACCAUUGCCGGACACUACUGACGAAGAACAGCAACAACAAAAUGGUAAUAAUAUUUCACGGGCUGCUAUCGCUGCGUCCGCUGUGACAGGCUUUCAACCUCAAGUAUGUCAGCAAAUUUUGUUGGAAUUCGAUGAAAUCAAAAAGCAACAACUCGAUCAUCAUUCUCAUUGGUAUAAAUCCCAAUAG